This is a messenger RNA of Diaporthe batatas, 1200 nucleotides long. RefSeq lists its product as uncharacterized. The transcript has a single exon. Bases 1 to 1200 code for a protein of 399 amino acids. The record is from RefSeq and is a predicted model, not a curated record. Gene Ontology annotation, cellular component: mitochondrion. Lineage: Eukaryota; Fungi; Ascomycota; Sordariomycetes; Diaporthales; Diaporthaceae. Gene Ontology annotation, molecular function: GTP binding; GTPase activity.
AUGGCAUCGGCAUUAUCAGAAACUGCAGCAAACGCAGCCAAGGCCGCCUUCUCAUCCGCCUCCCUCAAAUCCGCAACACCUUUCACACCUCGGCAGACCUUUGAAGUAUCGUCUUCAAUAGUCCGCUCAUACUUUCUCGGUCACCAUCAUGCCGCUCUGUCGCGUAUGCGCCGCACGCUUUCCAACGUCGGACUGGUCAUCGAAUGCCGAGACAUGCGGGUCCCCUUGACCUCCUGGAACCCCCUUUUGGAAUCAUCCCUCAUGUAUGGUAACUCCACAAACUUUGGCCGAGGCGGCGACAAAGGCUUCGUGGCUGGUGGCAGUGGCAGGCCCUCCCGCCCACGUAUCAUCGUAUACACACACAAGGACCUUGUGCCGGAAGCCGAGGGAAACAGGAUUGCCCGAAUCCUAACCAGCUUCAACAAGCGACAUGGGGCAGGGAACACCUCCAUAUUGUUCCACGGCGCUGGCAACGAAAACAAUGGCACCAAAGAACUGCUGAAAGAAAUCAAGCGCGUAGCGCAAGAUGACGACAGCAUCACAGGCCUGCGAGCGCUGGUGGUCGGCAUGCCCAACGCAGGCAAGUCGUCACUCCUCAACCGCCUGCGGUCACAGGGCAAGCCAACAUUGGGCCGCGCCUCCAAGGUCGCCAAGACGGGGUCCGAGCCGGGCGUCACGCGGAAGCUCGGCACGCCAGUGCGCAUCAUCGCCGGGGAUGACAAUUCGGAGGGUGUCUUUGUCCUGGACACGCCGGGAGUGUUCAUACCCUACGUGCCGGACGCUGAGGCCAUGCUCAAGCUCACGCUCGCCGGCUGCGUCAAAGACGGUCUCAUCUCGUGGGUCACCGUCGCCGACUAUCUCCUCUUCCAUCUCAAUCGGUUCGACCCAACCGGCAAGGUCUACGCCGAGUUCUGCGAAGAGCCGACGAACGAUGUCCACGAAUUUCUGAGCGGUGUGGCCAGGCGUACGGGGAAGCUCAUAAAAGGCGAUGAGGAGUUCCUGGAGGGCGCUGCGGAUUGGGUAGUCAGGAGGUGGAGGAACGGUAUGCUGGGGCUGUUCGUCCUCGACGAGGUCACCUGGAGCAGUCUCGAGGCAGCAAAGAAACUGAGCCUGGAUCCGCCGUUGAGUAUGAACCAGGCGAGGAAGCGAGAGAAGGAGGCGAGAAGAGAUAGGGCGAUGGCGAAGCAUGCCCAGAAAUAA